Penicillium coprophilum is the source of this 561-nucleotide messenger RNA. RefSeq lists its product as uncharacterized. The transcript is spliced from 2 exons. Lineage: Eukaryota; Fungi; Ascomycota; Eurotiomycetes; Eurotiales; Aspergillaceae. The record is from RefSeq and is a predicted model, not a curated record. The coding region runs from base 1 to 561 and encodes 186 amino acids.
AUGAAGACCUAUGAGCGUUGCGUUCCAUUCGCUCUUUCUCUCUUCCUGGUGACCCCGAUCCUGGGGCAAGGAACAGCAGAGACUCUUAAUGUUACGAAUGACACGAGUGCCAGCCUCGUUGACAUCGCACAGGGUGGACAAAACCUCUGUACGUCAGAUGACAUUGUCAAAAUGGACGUGAGCGGCUGUACAUGUCCAUCGACUUUCCCACCAUCGCCCAGGGACUUGAUCUGCGUUACACCAUCGGGACAAUAUCCUAUCAACUGCAACCCUCCACCCCCGUAUCCCCCGUGGUACCUCGAGCAGAGCUCUCCCAAUGUUACUCGGGCUAUUCUAUGCAGGUGUAUUCGCGACUUCCAAGCUGGAACCCAGACGGCUUAUAUCGCCAGCCCGACAGUUAGCGCUGGACCGCCUCAGCCCAACCAGCCUCCUUCGAGGGUCGUCCUCGGUGGUGGAGACUUGAUCACUACGACGGAGUUUGAUACCUGGCAUCCUGCAAUUGAGUUCAGCUGCUGGCGUGGACGGGGGAUUCCGGCUUGGUCAGGUAACAUUCAGAAGUAG